CGCCUCCUCGGUCAGACGGUGACGUCACCUCACAGCUCGACGGACAGUUGGAAGCUUGUGCAGAGAGACACUGUUGACGGUUUGUUUUGAUCGCUUCUGUCGGGAUUCUUUCGGACAUCACGCCAACAUCAUCCAGCCUCCUCCUCGCCACCGUCACGCCUCAGUGCGGGGAUCCAGCGAAGAUGAAAUGGAUGUUUAAAGAGGACCAUUCCCUCGAGCACCGAUGUGUGGAGUCAGCCAAAAUACGCAACAAAUAUCCCGACAGAGUACCGGUGAUCGUGGAGAAGGUCUCCGGCUCACAGAUAGUGGACAUUGAUAAGAGGAAGUACCUGGUGCCCUCUGACAUCACAGUGGCCCAGUUCAUGUGGAUCAUCAGGAAACGCAUCCAGCUGCCUUCGGAGAAAGCCAUCUUCCUCUUUGUCGACAAAACGGUGCCCCAGUCCAGUCUGACUAUGGGCCAGCUGUACGACAAGGAGAAGGACGAGGACGGCUUCCUGUACGUGGCCUACAGCGGAGAGAACACCUUUGGUUCCAAGGCCUUUUAUACAACACAGGGUUAACGCCCCCCCCCCCACACACACACACACACACACACACACACACACACACACACACACACUGGGGCCCGACAUGCACUGGUGCACCAUGUUUCCAACAUUGGCCAUUUCACAUGAAGUAAUGCAUCCACACACUUGGCACAGUUAUUUAUGGUCCAGUUUUGAUACAAAAAAACCCAUUUAUGGUGGAAAUUAGGUCCACCGAUACGCUACAAUAGACAGGUAACCAACGUGCUGGAAAUGCUUGACUUCAGUGGCUAAUCUUUUGUCACGAUCGCUGUUUAAAAGGUCAGUUGUGGGGAGAAAUAUCAACAACACUGCCGUUAAAAUAGGAGUUACAACGCACAUUAUAGGCACGUCAUCCAUUUUCAUAUCGACAUCAGUAUUACACUUUAAGAAAACUUAUUUAGGUUCUGACACACACACACACACACACACACACACACACACUACAUUGUCCGUCAGUCCAGCGUUGUCGUCACGGAUAUUUGUGUUCAGCCGACUGAGAAAGAAUAAUCGUGCGACCAGAAUCAUUAACCGCAUUAUGGAUGUAUCUGUAUGGCUCGUCGUGUCAUGUAUUAAAGCGUCAGUAUUUAACGUUAAAGCCACAGGAAGAGGAAGCUGCUGCUGGGGGCAGCGUGUCCUACGAUGCUCCCUGAGGGCUCCCCGGCCCGGCUGGUGUCAGCGAGCCGUGAACCUGCGAAAAGAAAGCCAACACUUUACUUGAAGUUAAAUUGUGAUAUGUUGUCGUCAUCGCAGAGGCAUUAUCUGAAAUAUAUAUCUAUUUUGUUUUUAAAGAUAAAACCACUGUGUAUAUAAUUUCCUGCCCUUAUAUUAUAAAUCUGUAACAUUUGAUUUAAGGAGGUUUUCUACUCUACUCAGAAUGCCUUUCGACAACCUUACACAUUUUGACCUGUCAAACUCAGGUGUAACUAAUAAUGAUAAUAAUUACAAUGGCUGAUUCCAUUUAGGAGCUCAGUUGCACUUUAAUCGGUGGCACGGAAUCAGACACCUAAAUACUAAUUCAAUUCAAAGUCACACUCAUUUGUAUAUCUGCUGUUGUGAUUUUGUUUAAAUUCUCCUCAGAAAAGAGAACAUAUUGCAUUUCAUAAUUAGGGCUGCAUGUUGGUAUACGAUCUAUUAUUUUUAAUAAUAAAUAACAAUUCAGUAAACUUAUAUCUUUGCAUUUAUGUUACAGUCAGUUUUACAAAGUUAAGACAGCGAUGUUUAAGUCAAGCCUGAUGUUUCCAUAACAUAAAGAUCCCAGUCUCUUCCACGCGGUGAGGCACACAGCGUAUAAACUAAGCCCCGGUAUCUCAUUUAGUACCGAUACGGUACCCGGACUGAAUGAGUCGGAUCAGUGCCUCCAACUAUCAGGCUGUGAAGCCACGGCCGUGAUCUACUGUAACGUUUCUUUCUAACUUAAUUUACCGUUGCCCAAUGCUAAUUAUUUACUGAAUAGAGCUGAAGUUUCAGAUACUUCAAGUAAAGUGUUGCUCAGAUCAAUAAAAACAUCUGAACCACUCAGACGCGAAGGCCCAUUUCCAUCCUUUGCUUGGCCUCAUGGUUUAGUGUUCAUAUUUGUGUACCACGGAGCCGAUUCAGGCUUUUAAAGAUGGUAUGUAGAUGUGUAAUAUAUUGUUGGAAUGCUAUGAUAUUCAGUAUUGUUUUACUUUGUCAGUGUUGUAUGUUUAAUAUAUCUUAAAAGACAUAAAGGAUAUCUGAAAAGGGGUAAGGGAGCUGGCAGACCUGACCAAUACAAAUAAAACUAGUUGUGAGGUG
Molecule: messenger RNA, 2339 nt
Organism: Cyclopterus lumpus (lumpfish)
Lineage: Eukaryota; Metazoa; Chordata; Actinopteri; Perciformes; Cyclopteridae
Gene: gabarapl2
Product: GABA(A) receptor-associated protein like 2
Exons: 4
Coding region: 183-560 (125 amino acids)
Biological process (GO): macroautophagy; autophagy of mitochondrion; cellular response to nitrogen starvation
Cellular component (GO): cytosol; autophagosome; autophagosome membrane
Molecular function (GO): ubiquitin protein ligase binding
Source: RefSeq, a predicted model, not a curated record